Molecule: messenger RNA, 732 nt
Organism: Paraphaeosphaeria sporulosa
Lineage: Eukaryota; Fungi; Ascomycota; Dothideomycetes; Pleosporales; Didymosphaeriaceae
Exons: 2
Coding region: 1-732 (243 amino acids)
Source: RefSeq, a predicted model, not a curated record
AUGGCGCCGCGCCUCUGGAUCAUGACGACUUUCUCUAGCGCCAACAUCCACCCGUUGCACCGCCAGCGGGUCAAGGGUCGGGAGAUCGUCGUCACGGAAGAACCGCGACUCCAUCUGGUUUGGAUACAUGUCCGGAUCUUUGUAAAGCCGCUGCCACGUUAUCUGUUGUCACAAACCUUCUGGAAAACGCAUCUAGAUGCGGGCUCAACCCAAGCGGGCUACAGUCGGAGCGACCUCUUCAAGGUUGCGACUGGGUUUCUGCGGACAUACCGCUACUUGAUCCAGCACGAGUCCGACUUCCAUAUCGCUCAGCAGGAUGACUUCCGUCUCGUACCUAAAGACAUAGACUGGCCAUCGUUCUGCCGGUUCGUCUUAGAACUCAGCCAUAUCGACAAUGCGGCCGUGUCAAAGAGAUACUACUAUGGCGAACUAAGGCUAACGCGACUUAACUUGUAUGCGCUGCUACUUCUCCGCAAGUUCCACUUCGAGCAGGUGCACGGACAGUACGGAGACUUCUUUAGACGGCUGUAUGGGCCUGUGCUCUUUGUGUUUACCGUUCUUGAGGCCUCUCAUUGGGAGGCAAUGUGGCACGUGUCUCGAUACUUUAGUAUAAUCAGUCUUAUGGCAGCGGCUAUUGUAUCCUUGUGGUUCGUCGUGCUGUGGCUAUGGAUAUUCCUCGAUGAAUGGAUAUACACUGCAAGGCAAAAGCUAAGGAAGAAGCAGAAGGCCUGA